This is a messenger RNA of Macrosiphum euphorbiae (potato aphid), 1083 nucleotides long. NCBI's taxonomy places the organism in Eukaryota, Metazoa, Arthropoda, Insecta, Hemiptera, Aphididae. The record is from the annotation of a GenBank genome assembly.
AUGUACCGUCGAAUAUUAUUUGAUGACGACAACGAGAAUGAUGACGAAGUUAUUGCGAUGCAACGGCGACCCAAAAUUUUUUAUGAGAGGGUCAACUACAUUGAAUUGUAUGAUGACCAUGAUUUUAUAAACCGAUUUCGCCUUUCAAAAGCAACGUUUACUACAAUUUUAAGAUCAAUAGAACAUGAAAUAUCUCCUCCUUCUACAAGAAACAGAGCAAUAUUACCACCUACUAAGUUGUAUAUGAUGCUGAGUUAUCUCGCCACAGGGUCAUUUUUGUUGUGUGUUGCUGACUUUGCUGGAGUCAGUGAAUCCUCAGCCUGUCGAUACGUUCACCAAGUUUGCAGGGCAAUAGCGAGGCAAAGGCCAAAUUUCAUUUCAUUCCCAUCAAAUGAUAUUGAUGAAAAGAGGGUUAUCAAUGGAUUUUAUAGCCUCAGUAGAUUUCCUAGAGUAGUCGGAGCUGUGGAUUGCACUCACAUAAAAAUUCAGUCACCGGGUGGAGAUAAUGCAGAAAUAUUUAGGAACCGGAAAGGUUGGUUUUCCAUCAAUACCCAAUGCAUUUGCAAUCCAUGGCUCAAAAUUAUGGACAUCGUUGCUCGAUGGCCAGGAUCAUGCCACGAUCAAAUAAUUUUUGAUAACUCAAAUGUCAAACAUAAAUUUGAAACAGGAGUCAUAAAAGGCUACCUCUUAGGUGACGGUGGCUAUGAAGUGAAGCCCUACCUUAUGACUCCUCUACUCAACCCUACAACACGAAGCCAGCAAUUAUACAAUGAGAGCCACAUCAGGACAAGAAAUGUAAUAGAAAGAUGUUUUGGUGUCCUGAAAAGGAGAUUUCCUGUUCUCAGCAAAGGAUUAACAGUAGAGUUGAAUAAUACACAAGCAAUAAUAGUUGCAUGUGCUGUUCUCCAUAAUAUUUGCCUGGAUAUGCAUGAUGAACUUCCAGAUGAUGAGCCGAUGGAAAACAAUUUAAAUAAUGAUGUUAAUCUUUAUUUAAGAGAAGAUCAUAUUGUAAAUUUGCCAGGAACAAGGGGUAGGCAAGAAAGAGAUCGGCUGGUCAAUGAUCACUUUGCCAUGUUACAGUGA